Caenorhabditis briggsae is the source of this 741-nucleotide messenger RNA. RefSeq names its product Protein CBR-DNJ-18 (gene Cbr-dnj-18). Gene Ontology annotation, cellular component: mitochondrion. Lineage: Eukaryota; Metazoa; Nematoda; Chromadorea; Rhabditida; Rhabditidae. Gene Ontology annotation, biological process: mitochondrion organization; negative regulation of apoptotic process. The record is from RefSeq and is a predicted model, not a curated record. The transcript has 3 exons. The coding region runs from base 1 to 741 and encodes 246 amino acids.
AUGCUGCGAUUGGCGGUGGGAAUUCAGAGACGAAGUUUAUUCGGAUCUCUUCCAUGUAGCAGUCAACAAGAUCAUUAUAAAGUUCUGGGACUUGCCCAAUCAGCAACACAAAAAGAAAUUAAAUCAGCGUACUAUAAACUGUCGAAACAACACCAUCCAGAUACCAAUCCAGAAAAUAAGGAAGAUGCUGCAAAAAAGUUUCAUCAGGUUGCAAUGGCAUACGAAGUACUGAGUUCUGAGGAUAAACGAAAAGCCUAUGAUACGACGAGGAUCACAACAUCACCCAUGCCUGGCGAUGCUUCUUUUAGCAAUCGUUAUCGUCGACGAUCAGCCACCAAGCAGUACACUGAUAUUGACAUUGAUUAUAAAGAUUUCGAACAUUUUCAACGGAGCACAAGGCGAAGACCACAAUAUCAUUCGCAUUUCGAUAUGCCUAAUGAAUUCUAUGCAGAAUUCGGUGGGUUCAAAAAACGGGUAUUCAAGAGUGAAUAUGAAGCUGCUCAGGAAAAGCAUGGUUCGAUGUACAAAGAUGGUAGAGCUGCGCAACGAGAAAUGGAAGAACUUCGACGGCAGGUAGAACGGGAACAAGCAGCUCAGCAGGCUCGGUAUCCAAUUCCAACCUUCGAGCAAAUGAUGAGAGAAAAACGAGCAAAAGAAGCGAACGAAGCUAAACAAUACAUGGCUGGAAUGUUCGUGACUGCCAUUGUUGCUGGAUUUUUAACUGUACUAUUGACUCGUUAG